AUGUAAACUAAAAAAUAACCAAAGCAACCCUAGAAGAAGCCAGAAGAAUAAAAGACUGCCCCUCAAAGAGACUAUUCGCAGAUAAAAUUAUUUGAUAUUGCUGCAAAUCUCUCAGAUGAUAGGUACAAGGGUGUUUACUAUGGAACAAAACUGCAUGAGCCUGACUUUGAUCUAGUGAUCAAGAGAGCUAAUGAUUAUGGAGUGAGGAAGUUUCUGUUCGCAGCAGGGUAUAUUGAAGAUGCGAAAGACUCUUACAAUCUCUCGCUUAAAAGUGAAGACUUUUAUUGUACAAUAGGGGUUCACCCAUGUAGAGCAGCUGAACCUUUCAAAGAUUCAAAUGAAAAGUAAUCUUCAAACGACGAGGAAACAUCUACUUCAAUUCAUAACAAUUCAAAUUCAAAUGAUGAAUCUCACGAAGAAGAGGAGCGCAAGGGCUCAGACCCCUUACGACUGGAGAAGCUUGAUUUAUACAUGAAGAAAAUCGACGAGAUUUUGAGUUCAAGUGAGCGAAAAGAUAAAUAUUUAGCAAUUGGUGAAUGUGGGCUUGACUAUGAUAGAUUUGAAUAUGCUGAUAAAGACACUCAAAUGCUGGUGUUUCCUCCCCAUUUUGAUCUUGCUCAGAAGCACAAUUUACCAAUGUAUUUGCAUUCUCGUUCUACUUAGGGCGACUUUUCAUAAAUCGUUAAAGAAAAUAGACACAAGUUUCCAACAGGUGUUGUUCAUUCAUAUACAGGUGACUUGCAAGAGCUAAAAGAACUCAUAGAGAUGGAUUUAUACAUUGGCAUCAAUGGUUGCUCUCUAAAGACAGAGGAGAAUUUGGAGGUUGUAAGGCAGAUUCCUUUGGACAAGAUAAUGCUAGAAACAGAUUGCCCAUAUUGUGACAUUAGAAAUUCUCACGCCAGCGCCAAGUAUCUCAAGACCACUUUCUAAAAAGUGACUAAAGACAAGUACAAAUGCGGCGAAAAAAUGAAUAAAGAUAGAAAUGAGCCUUGCAGCAUGAUCCAGGUCGCUGAAGUUGUCUCUUAGCUGCUCGGCAUCAGCGAGGAAGAGUUGAUGCAUCAUGCCUGGUAGAAUACAUUGAAAAUGUUUAAUUUGAAAGAAUGA
Messenger RNA from Stylonychia lemnae, 1104 nucleotides. NCBI's taxonomy places the organism in Eukaryota, Ciliophora, Spirotrichea, Sporadotrichida, Oxytrichidae. The record is from the annotation of a GenBank genome assembly.